AUGUCGAGAUUGGCCCCGAGCAAAAGAUGGACGUCAUUCGAGGGUUGGGACUAUAACGGCAUGAAGAAAAGACUCGAGGACCUGAUUGCUACUCUAAAUAAAAAGGUGCUUAUAGACCAUGCCGAGCGCAUUAUAGGCCAGAAAAUCAGCGUGAGCGAGCCCUUUUCCGCAGGGCAGUAUUGGAUAUGUUUUGAGUUGGUCGCUGAAGAUGAGACUCUUGUCAUUGCACGCGUUCGAUUGCCUCGCCACCCAAAUGCUGCACCAACAGUGAGCGAAACGGACGAACAAUAUUCCAUCGCGUGCGAGCUUUCUGCCAUGCGUUUCAUGCGGCAGAGACUCUCGACUGUCGUCGUACCUCGGGUAUAUGCCUACGAGGGUCCUGGGUCGCAGCUCGCCACUGAUGCUGGCGCUGUUUACAUGCUCAUAGAGGGCUUUCGCGGGAACACGCUGCAAGAUAGUGUUCCGGAUCUUUGUGGAUUGCCUUCUGCAAAACUGGAGCAUGUCAUGGCGCAGUGGGCAACAAUUCAAACGGCUCUGGCAACCUUGACAAGUCCCCUAAUAGGGUCCAUCUCCGGUAUUACGAAGACUGGAGAACCAAUCGUCAAUAAGCUAUCUUCUGCUGCAUCCGAAGGCUUGAUGUCACCAGGACCUUUCUCUACGGCUGUGGAGUACUUUACAGCUCUUGGAGAAGCAUCUUUAUACCGGGCAAGUCGCCAUGAGAGCAAUCAGAGCAUGUCGCACUUCCACAGGCUGGGUGCGUUGGUCUUCCUGGACAUUGUGCAGUCUACGCCAUUCUUUCAGGCGUCUCCCGCACAAUAUCCCUUUAACCACAUGGACCUUGGCACACAAAACAUUAUAGUCGAUGAUGAUUUAAACUUCUUGGCCGUCAUUGAUUGGGAAUUCGCUCAAACUGCUCCUUGGCAAGUCAACUACUACCCAAUGCCAUUUCCACUAUCAUGGUCAGACGAGAGCAUCAACACGAUCCUAGAUGAUCCCCAGCACCUCGCGCACAAGAAUGUAUCACGGCAGACUGAUGCCAGGGAAUUAUAUUGCAGGAAGUUCCGGGAAGCUGAGGCAAAACUCAAAGAGGAAGGAAUGCCUCUUGGAAAUGAAUUCGCAAAGGUCCUGGAGAGUGCAGCGUCUAGGAUCUAUGGUUGUUUCUCCAAGCUUGGGGAUGUACCGGAGCAAGACGAGGGCUUGGUUUACGAGAUGGUGCGUCUGGCAUUUAAUUUUGAUGUUGAGAGAGCCAACCAAUAUCUUGGGAGCAUGUCAGACAAGCUGGUGUAG
Metarhizium brunneum ARSEF 3297 is the source of this 1287-nucleotide messenger RNA. RefSeq lists its product as uncharacterized. NCBI's taxonomy places the organism in Eukaryota, Fungi, Ascomycota, Sordariomycetes, Hypocreales, Clavicipitaceae. The record is from RefSeq and is a predicted model, not a curated record.